UAUAUAGUCCCAUGCACUCUUCAUGAGAAUGAAGUAGCUCAAACAUUUGUUAACAAACUUGUUUGUUAUACUGCAGCUAUCAUUUUAAACUAUUAGUUUAUAUGGCAACCACCAUAAGAUCUCCUCAAGGGAUCAAGAUUGGCCAUGUUGAUGAUGUCCAAGAGCUCAGGAGAACCAGACCGGCUGUUGUACCUGAGAGGUAUGUGCGUGAUCAUUGUGAGAGGCCUGAUAGGGUCCCGACUAAUCGUUCUACGACCCAAGUCCCGGUAAUUGACAUGUCGAGAUUACUAGGCCGAGAGUCACAAAAUGAGCUAGCAAAACUAGCAAGGGCAUGUGAAGAAUGGGGCUUCUUCCAGGUUGUGAAUCAUGGAGUCGAUAGAGCAUUGUUGGAGAAAAUGGAGGGAGUGGCAAAAGAGUUUUUUAUGCUGCCAUUGGAAGAGAAAGAAAAGUACCCAAUGGCUCCAGGGACAGUGCAAGGCUAUGGCCAUGCUUUCAUCUUCUCUGAAGACCAGAAACUUGACUGGUGCAACAUGUUGGCUCUUGGGAUCCACCCCCACCAUAUAAGAAAUCCUCUCCUAUGGCCUAAGAAACCACAACAACUUAGUGAGACCUUGGAGACCUACUCUAUGAACAUAAGGAGGCUUUGUCAAAGGUUACUAGGGGCCAUUGCAAGGAGCUUGGGUUUAAGAGAAGAGAUGUUUAAUGAAAUGUUUGGUGAGGCAGUGCAAGCAGUGAGGAUGAAUUACUAUCCACCAUGCCCUAGACCAGACCUGGUCUUGGGAUUGAGCCCCCACUCUGAUGGGAGUGCAAUCACAGUUUUGCAACAAGACUUAGGCUCAGCUGGCCUUCAGAUCCGUAAGGGAAACGAUUGGGUCCUAGUCGAGCCCCUCCAAGGUGCCCUCGUUAUAAAUAUCGGCGACACGAUCGAAGUUCUAACAAAUGGAAAGUACCAAAGCAUUGAGCACAGGGUGGUGACAAACAAGGAGAAGGAUAGGCUUUCGAUCGUUACGUUCUAUGCCCCAAGCUACAACAUCAACAUCGGUCCCCUCCCGAGAUUCAUUGAUGACAAGAACCUCGCCAAGUAUCGGACUUACAAUCAUGGAGAUUACAGCCGAUACUAUGUCACCAAUAAGCUUGAGGGCAAGAAGUCACUUGACUUUGCCAAAAUACGCAAGUAAUCAUAGAAUUGGUCACUUGGUGUACUGUAAAUUCCCAUGAAAUUAUAGAUUGGCUAGUUGGUGUAUUGAAAAGUCACUUGUAAUGAUAAGUUGGCUGCUUGGUGUAGUGAAAAUUCACAUGUGUUCAUAAAAUGAACAAUUGGUGUACUGAAAAUUCACUUGUAAUAAUAAAUUGGCUUCUUGGUGUUAUAAAGAGGUAAAUUUCAUGUUCA
Amborella trichopoda is the source of this 1390-nucleotide messenger RNA. It is a transcript of the gene LBO1, whose product is annotated as 2-oxoglutarate (2OG) and Fe(II)-dependent oxygenase superfamily protein. The record is from RefSeq and is a predicted model, not a curated record. Lineage: Eukaryota; Viridiplantae; Streptophyta; Magnoliopsida; Amborellales; Amborellaceae.